Molecule: messenger RNA, 1431 nt
Organism: Aspergillus sclerotioniger CBS 115572
Lineage: Eukaryota; Fungi; Ascomycota; Eurotiomycetes; Eurotiales; Aspergillaceae
Product: mannose-6-phosphate isomerase, class I
Exons: 4
Coding region: 149-1369 (406 amino acids)
Biological process (GO): carbohydrate metabolic process; GDP-mannose biosynthetic process
Cellular component (GO): cytosol
Molecular function (GO): mannose-6-phosphate isomerase activity; zinc ion binding
Source: RefSeq, a predicted model, not a curated record
GUCCAUGACGCCAUGUUAACGCAGUGGUCUGGGCUAUCAUAUUUAAAUAUCGAAUUUCGAGAAACUCCAGUGGACCUAUCAAUUAUUCACCUUUGACUUUAAUUCAUCUCGAUUGGUUCGUGUCAUUUGAACCAAUUCACAGUCCAUUAUGGCAGCCACGGUGUUUCAGCUGAAGUGCGGGUGUAAGAAUGACCCCUGGGGAAAGACGGGGAAGGACUCUCUAGCAGGCGUACUCUGCUCCAAGACCCCCGGAGCAGUCGAGCUGGAUGAAUCCAAGACUUAUUCCGAGAUGUGGCUGGGUACAUAUCCCACCGUUCCAUCGCGCAUCCUCGCCACCGACGAACUCCUCAAGGACUAUCUACAAAAACACCCCGAGGUAGUUGGCCAAUCCGCCCUGGAUAAAUGGGGCCCAGAAGUUCCAUUUUUGCCCAAGAUCCUCUCCUUCACCAAAGCCCUCCCUUUGCAAGUGCACCCCGACAAAGCCCUCGCCGAAAAGCUCCACGAGACCGACCCCAACAAAUACGGCGAUCCCAACCACAAGCCCGAAAUCGCCAUUGCGCUCUCCAAUUUCGAGCUCUUCGCGGGCUUCAAACCCCUCCCUGAGAUCGAGAAAUUGAUGAAGAUCGCCCCCCUCCAGCGAUUCGUUCCCCCGCACGGCGCCAGCUCCUUCGACGACGAACUCCUCCGCGAACUCUGCCGUGUCCUCCUCACCUUACCCCCAUCUAUCGUCUCCGAAACCAUCAAAGAACUACUGGACAUCCCGGAGGCCCAGUUCGGCCCCACGCAGCGCUACAUCCCGGGCUUACUUGAUCGGCUUCGCAAACAGUACCCAGACACGGACAACGGGAGUCUCGUUGCCGCGCUACUCAUGAACUACAUGACCCUUGGCCCGGGCGAGGCUGUCUGUGUUCCUGCUGAUAGCAUCCAUGCGUACCUGUGCGGUGAUAUCAUGGAGUGUAUGGCGAGGUCGGAUAAUGUGAUCAAUACCGGGUUUUGCCCCAAGGCAGAGAGUGAUAGUGUGGAUUUGUUUACGCGGGCGUUGAGUUUCAAGCCCCACUCGGUCGAGGAAUCCAUGUUGCCUCGAAAGAAGAGUGACAAGGGCGAGCAGUGGAAGACGGAGGUGUAUGCGCCGCCGUUUAGUGAGUUUAAUGUGUUGGGUACGAGUCUGGGGAGUGGGGAGAAGGAGACACAUAAACCGCUGGAGGGACCGAGUUUGUUGAUUGUGACCAAGGGUAGUGGGAAGAUGAAGGUGUCGGGGGGUGAGAGUCUGGCGCUGCAGGAAGGGUGGGUGUAUUUUGUGGGUGCUGGUGUUGCCCUCGAUUUUGAGACGGAGAAGGGCAUCGCUUUUUAUCGCCCGUAUGCGGAGUAACCGAGGGCAUCAUCCCCUCCAUGUAUGAAUGAACACAUGAAAGCGGAACAGAUUGAUUGCAC